AUGAUCGUUGUCCGCCAUACAGUCAACCCUAGAAUGUCGCCCACAUACUUUCACGACAUCCUGUCAAUAUUUUCAGAUCCACUGUCGUGGGCGCUUCUCAGCUUUUAUGUGAUCAUGGCAAGCAGUCUCCACGCCUUGAUCCUGAUUCCCGCCAACAUCGCGUUAAAGAACUACAGCGAGAUCGUUGUACACAUCAGCGAAAAGGGCAUCACACAGGUCAACGAGCGAUACAUCUUGACCCGGUCUUUUUCCAUUGUCCUUGGACUCGCCUACGGAAUCAACCAUCUGCUAUAUCAGAAGGAUUGGCUGUCAUUCACAGAAGUCCAAUUGAGCACUGUGGAAUACAUUUUCAGCCACUACUGGAAGGGCGCUGUCAAAAAGUCAGCAAGGUUCGCCUUCAAGCUCACAAGCGCAUUCUGGUUCGGCUACAACAUUUUUCUGAGUCGAUUUCUGGUGAACAGUGCUAUGCGGCUUGUGGCGGAAGAUAUUCUCUAUCACGCUCCUCAGUACGGGCCCCGCUGGUACAGUAUUGGGCUAGCCACGCGGCUAUAUUUCACCUCGUUUUCAAUUGCCGUUUUCAUGGAAUCUAUCCACAUCCUGUGCGACCAAUUCUUGGCCAAGAAAAUGAAUAUCACGUCAACAUCUGUGGAUCCAACUGCCUGCAUCGUUACUGGCUUGAAAGUGGACGGGUCCAGCACAACACCAGAAUCACUCCUGACUUACCAUGCGUACCAAGAGUUGAAUCAUAUGGCUGGAAAUGACCCCGCACGACGAUCAGAGAUCUUUGCUGAGGCAGCAAUGGUGCCAUCCGGAUGGAAACAGAUAUCGUCACAUUGCAUGGACCUCUUGGCUAAGGCUACCAACCGGAUCGACAAAUCGUCUUCCAAUGCACCUCCUGCUGCUGCUGCGGUGCCGCAGACACUUAACACAUCAGUUCGACGACGUCUCCCAGCGGAUAAAGGCGGCGCUUUCGAAACGAACAUUUUCCGACCUAGCAAGCACGAUCAUUUCUUUGACAGUUUCAAGGGGCCAAGCACGGAGGAAAUCCUGGCUCACUCGAGAAUUGAGGCUGACAAGUCGCUGGCAGACGCAAAUUCGAGCAAGAGGCCGAACUUGGGAGGAUCCAGGGAUAGAGUCGAGCUUGUGGCUUUCCGCUGGAUAAGCAAGAGCCUCCAGGAUCAGGUGUUCAAAUAUCCAGAAUUGCAAAAACAGCUCAGCAGUAUUCCCAACCCAGCACUCUUUUACGCGACCGAGGACUUUCAGCUGACAGUUUGGUCAUUCCAGAGCCUGGCUCGGUUAGUGGUAGCUUCUUACAGCGAGGAUCGUUGCGGGGUCGUGCAGAAGGAUAUUCCCAAGGUUCUGGAGACGAUGCUUGGACUGCUGAUGUCGCUGGAGUUCUUUCUGGUGACAGAAGGAAGAUUGGAGAAGUUCGUGUCUGGUCCUUAUUCUGCACAUGUGGAUGCUCAGAAAGUGGUCAACAGCCGUUCUAUUGCUUUAGUCCAAGCCCUCAAGGUAUCGAUUUACCAGAUCGUGAUCACAUUCAGGGAGCAUCUGGGCGAAUUCGUACUGGCGGCAGCAUAUGCAGACCGCUUGAAGCACUUUAUCGAGUUUGAUGACUAG
Gamsiella multidivaricata is the source of this 1620-nucleotide messenger RNA. RefSeq names its product nucleoporin protein Ndc1-Nup. Gene Ontology annotation, biological process: nuclear pore organization. Gene Ontology annotation, molecular function: protein-macromolecule adaptor activity. Gene Ontology annotation, cellular component: spindle pole body; nuclear pore transmembrane ring. The transcript has 6 exons. The record is from RefSeq and is a predicted model, not a curated record. Bases 1 to 1620 code for a protein of 539 amino acids. NCBI's taxonomy places the organism in Eukaryota, Fungi, Mortierellomycota, Mortierellomycetes, Mortierellales, Mortierellaceae.